AGAGCGGGGCAGGAUUAAAUUGCAGGGUCUUCACAUUGGGAACCUUUUCUCUGCUCUGCCUUUUCCAGCCAGGACCGACUGCCAACAGAACCCUUGGCUCUAUCCUCUGUCCACUGAACCUCUUGUUUGCCCAUUCUAACCUGUCCAGUCACACUAUGGACCCCAACGCCAUCAAGGAGGAGCUGCGUCUCUUUCAGAGCACCCUGCUACAGGACGGCCUGAAGGAGCUUCUGAAUGAGAACAAGUUUGUGGACUGCACCCUGAAGGUAGGCGACCGCAGCUUCCCCUGCCAUCGGCUGAUCAUGGCUGCCUGUAGCCCUUAUUUCAGGGAUAUCUUCUUCACAGAGGAUGGGAAGGAGGUGGAGAACACCAAAGAGGUGGUCCUGGAAGAUGUUAACCCCUCAAUCCUGCACAUGAUUAUCCAGUAUCUUUACUCAGCUGAGAUUGACCUGACUGAUGACAAUGUUCAGGAUAUAAUCGCAGUGGCAAACAGGUUCCAGAUCCCUUCUGUCUUUACAGUUUGUGUCAACUAUCUACAGAAGAAGCUGUCCCUGGGGAACUGCAUGGCCAUUUUCAGGAUGGGCCUGGUGCUCAGCUGUCCCAGACUCGCUGUGGCUGCACGCAACUUCAUAGCCGAGCGCUUUGAGUUUCUCCACAAGGACGAGGAGUUCCUGAAGCUCGCAGCUCAUGAGUUGUUCGCUGUCAUUGGUGGAGAUGCCUUAAAUGUGGAGAAAGAAGAGCUGGUGUUUGAGGCUGUCAUGGCCUGGGUCCGUUAUGACAAGGAGUCACGCAUCAAGGUCUUGAAGGAUGCUUUCAACUGCAUCCGUUUCCGCCUGCUGCCAGAGAAAUACUUCAAGGAGAAAGUGGAGACUGACGAGAUCGUCAAGGCUGACCCGGAGCUUCAGAAGACAAUCCAGGUCAUCAGGGAUGCCUUCAAGGGGAAGCUUCCAGAGAAACCCAAGACCAAGGAGGGGGAGGAGGGCGCCAGCAAGGAAGGAGGUGAGGAAGAGGAGAGUCCAUUCCCCGGCUUCCUGAAUGACAACCGCAGACAUGGCAUGUACACACGUGACUUUAUCCUGAUGAUCAAUGACACAGCGGCUGUGGCGUAUGACGUCAACAAGAACGAGUGUUUCUUUGCUGCCAUGUCGGAGCAGGUUCCACGUAACCACGUCAGUGUGGUGUCACAAAGGAACCAGCUCUUCAUCAUUGGAGGACUUUUUGUGGAUGAAGAAAACAAGGAUGUGCCUUUACAGUGUUACUUCUAUUUGCUGGAUCCAUUCACAUUUGAGUGGGUGGCUCUGCCCCCCAUGCCUUCUCCUAGAUGCCUGUUCAGCAUCGGUGAGAGUGAGAACUUGUUGUUCACCGUGGCUGGAAAAGACCUGCAGACCAACGAGUCACUGGACAGCGUUAUGUGCUACGAUGUUGAAAAAAUGAAGUGGACUGAGACCAAAAAGCUUCCUCUGAAGAUCCACGGCCAUGCUGUCGCCUCUCAUAAAGGACUGGUUUACUGCAUUGGAGGAAAAACAGAUGACAACAAAGCCCUGAACAAAAUGUUUGCAUACAACCACAAGCAGUCAGAGUGGAGGGAGAUGGCGGCCAUGAAAACACCCAGAGCCAUGUUCGGAGCCGUCAUCCACAACGGCAAGAUUGUUGUGGCUGGUGGAGUCAAUGAGGAGGGCCUCACUGCCACGUGUGAGGCUUACGACUUUACAACAAACAGGUGGGAGCCUUUUACAGAGUUUCCUCAGGAGAGAAGCUCCGUCAACCUUGUUAGCAACGGAGGCCUCUUGUACGCCGUGGGCGGCUUUACCAUGGUUCAGAUGGAGAACAAGGAAGUGGCUCCCACAGAGGUCACUGACGUCUGGCAGUAUGAGGAUGACAAGAAGCAGUGGACCGGCAUGCUGAGGGAGAUGCGCUAUGCUGCUGGCUCCUCCUGUGUGUCUAUUCGACUCAAUGCUGCAAGGAUGCCCAAACUGUAGACACACCAGCUUCUCAAACACUUCAUCCUCCAGUAACUAUCCUCUGAACUCAUCCUGCUGCCAUUUACCACCACCUUUCCCACAAUAUAAAAAAAAGAAGUCUUGAUUCGGCUGAUCUUUAAAUCUCUGUUUACAUCAUUUCUAUUUCUUCUUUUGUAAAAAAUAAACAUUUGUACUUCG
This is a messenger RNA of Melanotaenia boesemani (Boeseman's rainbowfish), 2159 nucleotides long. RefSeq names its product kelch-like protein 41b. The transcript is spliced from 6 exons. Gene Ontology annotation, molecular function: protein binding. The coding region runs from base 156 to 1979 and encodes 607 amino acids. Lineage: Eukaryota; Metazoa; Chordata; Actinopteri; Atheriniformes; Melanotaeniidae. The record is from RefSeq and is a predicted model, not a curated record.